Phymastichus coffea is the source of this 1768-nucleotide messenger RNA. RefSeq names its product peptidyl-alpha-hydroxyglycine alpha-amidating lyase 2 (gene Pal2). The transcript has 7 exons. The coding region runs from base 201 to 1487 and encodes 428 amino acids. Gene Ontology annotation, biological process: peptide metabolic process. The record is from RefSeq and is a predicted model, not a curated record. NCBI's taxonomy places the organism in Eukaryota, Metazoa, Arthropoda, Insecta, Hymenoptera, Eulophidae. Gene Ontology annotation, cellular component: extracellular region; membrane. Gene Ontology annotation, molecular function: catalytic activity; protein binding.
CUGACGUCGUGCGUGUGCACCGCGCAAAAGUGUCUCUCUCUCUCUCUCUCUCUCUCUCUCUCGCUCUCUCUGGUUUCAGUCCCGCGAGAGGUAUGGCGAAAACCGAGUGGUCGGCGCGCUCGUAAAUCGUCGUCGUUGCAAUAGCGAGGUUCGUUAGCCGCAGCAGCCGGAAAGAAGCGGAGCGCGAGAGCUUCCUCAACAUGAUACGUCUGCUGGGAUUGGUCUUGAGCGUCGGCCUGGCGCUGGUCGACGCAGGCGUGAUCGCCGACGGGUACUCGGAGGACGGCGGCCGCUACGCGCUAGAAAACCAGCUGAACGUCGAGCGCCGGGAGAACGAGGCCAUCGCCAAGCUUUACGAGAACGUGCUGGACAUUCUGCAGUGUCGACUUCCGCGCGAAAGGCCCGUCAACGCUCGAGCCGACGACCAGCAGCAGCAGCAGCAGCAGCAGCAGCAGCAGCAAAGCUAUCUGGCGACGCAGCCCGUCCAGGACCGCAAUUGGAAGAGUCCCAAGGGCCUCGGCCAGGUCUCCGGAGUGAGCGUCGAUCAGCAGGGCCGACCCGUCAUCUUCCAUCGCGGCGAUCGCGAGUGGGAAUACGACUCGUUCGACUCCAACUACCAGUACGCGAGGCCCCAGGACGGACCCAUCGCCGUAAACACGGUGUUGACGUUCAACCCCGAGACUGCCCAGCUGGAAGACGAAUGGGGCAGCGAGGCGUUCUACCUGCCUCACGGCAUACACAUCGACACGCACGGCAACUAUUGGCUGACGGACGUCGCGCUCCAUCAGGUUUUCAAGUUCCCAAAACGAACGGGCAGUAGCGAGGGACGGGCGAGCGAGGCGGAGCCGAGUCUGGUGCUCGGCGAGCGUUUCGUGCCGGGCAGCGAUGGGAUGCACUUCUGCCAGCCGACAGCCGUGGCGGUGAUGCCUAGCGGAGAGAUCGUGGUGGCCGACGGUUACUGCAACGAUCGAGUGCUCAUCUUCGAUCCCACGGGCCGACCCAUAGGCCAGCUUCCGCCAUACGGCAACGAAGACUUCUUGAGACUCCGCGUGCCGCACAGCCUGACGAUCCUGCGCCGCGGCGACGUGUGCGUGGCCGACCGCGAGCACCAGCGCAUCGUCUGCUUCAACCUGACCGCCGCCCUGAAGCGGCGCGAGCGUCAACUGGCCAACGGCGAGCGCGAGCGCCAGCUCGAGUGGCCUCCGCUGGUGAUCCACCGGCCAGGUGCCUGCAGGAUCUUCGGCGUCGCCUCGCACGAUGACAUGCUUUAUGCUAUCAACGGCCCCACUACCCCGAACAAUCCAGUCAUGGGCUUCACUCUCAAUCCAGACUAUGGAUCUGUCGUCGCCACAUGGGGUCCUUCCUACGACUCAUUCAGCAAUCCGCACGAGAUAGCCGCUUGCCCGAACGGCUCAGCCCUGUACGUGACGGAGAUCGGCCCGAACGUGGUGUGGAAGUUCAGGCUGCUAACGAACUGGAAAAUGUAAAUUGAAAUAUACGCAAGCGAGAGAAAAAGGAAGAAGAGACAGCCCCCCCCCUUUCCCCCUACGCCUACUGUUUCGUUGCCAAGGGGUGACUUAUCUAUGGUAUCACGAGAAGAAGAAAAACCAGGAGCAGCAACAGCAGAGGAUCGAGUAGAGUCGCUCGAGAGUGUAUACCUAUAUGUAUUCUUAGUGGCCUGCAGGAGACGAGCAUCACGAGUACAGGCCGAGAGAGAGAGAGAGAGAGAGAGAGAGAGAGAGAGAGAGAGAGAGUAAACAUAUACAUA